AACUGUCUCUUCUUCUACGAGGCGCAAGUGGGAGAGGGAGAAAGAAUGGAGGAGAGAGAAGAUUUGAAGUCAAUACUGCCAUUUCUGCCGCUAGUAAUCCGAUCAUCCAGUCUUUUAUGGCCGUCACAAGUCGUUGAACCACUGAAAGCUCUGUCCAGAGGACCUGAUCACAGCCGAGUCUGCUCCGGCGAAGUCCUCUCCAUUGCCAUUGCCGACAUCAGAGCUUCUCUAUCUCUCUUCGAACCUCUCGCUCGCUCCGCUCCUCAAGGUUACGCCCUUUUCUUUGACGAGCUUAUUUCUCGGGAAGAUUCCAGAAAAUGGUUUGAAGAGGUUCUCCCAGAAUUGGCGAAUUUGCUUCUACGUUUGCCGGUUCUACUGGAAACUCAUUAUCAAAACGCGCUCAGAUACGGUAUGGAAACUGGGCUUCGGAUAUUAGGUCCCCAAGAAGCUGGCAUCGUCUUUCUCAGCCAGGAACUGGUCGCUGCCUUGCUUGCAUGCUCCUUCUUUUGUUUGUUCCCCAUCACUAAUAGAAGUGCAAAACAGCUUCCAACUAUCAACUUUGAUGAAUUGUUUGCGAAUCUAUAUGAAAGCUACAGUGAAAGUCAUGAAAGUAAAAUAAAGUGCAUUGUGCACUAUUUUGAAAGGAUAUGUUCACAGAUGCCUUCAGGCUUUGUCUCAUUUGAGCGAAAGUUGCUUUCUUUGGAAUAUCAUCCUUUGCAUAUUUCCUAUCCCAAGGCUGAUUUUUGGGGCAAAUCUGCCAUCCCCCUUUGCCCUUUUGAGGCUCAUAGUUCAGGCUUGAUAGAAGAUCAUUCCAAUGAUGCUCUUCAAGUGGAUUUUGCAAACAAAUAUCUUGGAGGUGGUGCUCUACGUAGGGGCUGUGUACAAGAAGAAAUCCGCUUCAUGGUCAAUCCCGAGUUAAUUGCAGGCAUGCUUUUCUUGCCUUCCAUGGAAGAUAAUGAGGCUAUAGAAAUUGUUGGUGCAGAGAGGUUCUCUGACUAUACCGGGUAUGCAUCUUCAUUUCGUUUUUCUGGUGACUGCAUAGACAAAAGAACUAUUGACUUUCUUGGAAGACGUAAAACCAGGAUCAUUGCUGUUGAUGCUUUAUGCAACCCAAGGAUGAAACAAUAUGAGCUUAAAUACCUUCUAAGGGAGAUUAAUAAGGCAUUAUGUGGCUUUUUGGAUCAAUCAAAAAGUUGUUCGUAUAGGAGACUGUUUCAAGAAAAGGGACUUAAUUCAAUUAAUCUUGAUCAAGAUGAUAAAGAUCAUGAUAACACAUCCAGGACUAAUAUUUUGGUUUGAGUUCUUUAUUACUUUUUGUUAAUGAUUUGCUUAUUUUUUUCUAGCUGAUGUUUCCACGUAUUAUUGCACUGUGCAGUAUCUUUUAUUGUUGAUGCAACAUUACAUGGUUCUCUGCUGAGAAUCAUAAUUGUUUGAAUUUGCUCCUCCAUGAUGAAUUUGUGUUACUGAUGAUUUCUUUUUCUAAUAGUUAGGUGAAUCUCCCUCUACUUCUGUUGAAAGAAAUGAAGGAGGAUACAUGAAUCAAACAGUCGGAAAUUCUGAGUGUAAUGUUAAUCAGUUUUUUGACCACCAAGAAAGUAUUGGGAUUGCAACAGGAAAUUGGGGCUGUGGUUCUUUUGGAGGAGAUCCUGAAGUAAAGACUAUUAUACAGUGGCUUGCUGCUUCACAGGCUUUAAGACCGUUCAUUUCAUACUACACAUUUGGUCUUGUGGCGUUGCAGAACGUAAAUCAGGUGACUCAAUGGAUUCUGGCACACAAAUGGACAGUUGGGGACCUCUGGAAUGUAUUGGUAGAGUACUCAACCCAGAGAUUCAGUGGACAAACCAACCUCGGUUUCUUUGCUUGGCUCCUUCCUUCACAGCCUGACCACGAAGCUGAAUGUUAAGACUCGCAAAACACUA
Molecule: messenger RNA, 1919 nt
Organism: Rubroshorea leprosula
Lineage: Eukaryota; Viridiplantae; Streptophyta; Magnoliopsida; Malvales; Dipterocarpaceae
Source: the annotation of a GenBank genome assembly